GUCGUCGUCGUCGUCGUCGUCGUCGUCGUUUUCGUCGUCGUCGUAUCCAUCCUAACUGCCGCCGUUGUGUGAUCAUCAUCGUUGCCGUCGCCGUCACCGUCACCGUCACCGUCACCGUCUUCGUCCCCAUCUUCGUCGUCGUGGAAACGGUGAGGAUGUGCCGCCGUUAAUGGCAACGCGUGUGCGAAACAUGUUCGCGCAACGGCCGUAGCGAGAAGUUUCCUCUUCGGCAGUCAGACGCCGCCGGCUUCGAUCUGCAUCGAGAGUUAACCUUCACGAGGUUAUCCGAGGGUUAGUCCAACAGAGCAAGCUCUGCCGUCCGUCCGCCGUGUCUAAGACAGCGGCGCGGCUUGACAGCAGCAGCACGAGGACAUGAAGUGGCUCGGCGCGAGCAGCGGAGGCGCCGGGGGCGAGCCGGCAUCCUCUAUGCAGCUGCAUCAUACUUCUACUUCCGCCAACGGCCAUCUACCCACGGAUGCGGAACAGUGCGGACAAGCUAUGGCUGGUGGAGAUAAUAUGCGGAUUCAACCCGGUCAGACUCAUCAGAUGGGUGUAAGCAGAACUCAGGACGAUGCUAUGGUUGGUUAUGUGUUUCAACGACCUACAGAACCAGAGUUCAACACUCAGUCCUCAUCUUUCCAAGCGAAACAAGCCCCAAGAGCCUGGGCUUUAGCAGAUGAUGUUAUCGUUGAUAAUAAUCAAGAAAAGUGGAAAUUUUCUAUGGCCAAACUCAGUGUACCACAACAGAGUCAGUCUCAGCAACUUGGAUUGCAGACUAUGAAUAAUGUACAUCUACCUUACGAGAUACAUCCAAUGCAAAUAAAAAGCGGUGCACCCGGUGCGGAGCACUUGGUUUAUCUGAAUAAUCAGAUGACUGCACAGCAGCAAGUGGCACUCUUCCAUCACCAACAGCAGCAGCAACAACAGCAACAGCAACAAUUCAGGAACGGGCAGAUCGCUCCCUCGGCGAAAAAACUCUGGGGCGUGGACGAUGGCGGCUCCAAGGACGAGGGGGGUGUGAAAGGCGGUGGGAUACUUCACUUGGGCGACCACCAGAUGUGGCGGGAUUCCACCUGGAGCACAUCAGAUCAUGCGGUGUCACAGCCAAUUUCUAUGGGCACUGGUAGACGCGUGGGUGUCGGAACAGGAUACCAUCAUCAGGCAUCAGAAGUCGGAACAGUACUCAGCCCCAGGAGCAGUGAAACAGGUGGUUUGGGAGUCAAGAUGGUCGAAUAUGUUCUUGGAUCGAGUCCCACUACGCCGAAAGAAUUGGAACCACGAAUGGUCUCCCUGAGAUUGAACACCGAUGCAGACAAGAAAGAAAAAGAAAAAGGUUCGGCGAGCCCCUUUGACAAUUCAAAAGAUGACAAUGGACCACAAGGUAACGGAUUGGCGUCUCAAAACGGUCUGGACGACGACAAAGGAUUCAAUCGCACACCCGGUAGCCGUCAACCCUCACCGGGGGAGGAAGAGUUUCAAAAGAAUGCAGCUGCCACAUUGGCGGUGAGCACCGGCGGCGGUGGCGUCGUGCUGUUGAAGCCCGGCGUUGAUGUGGUCGGUAGCGAGGAACAUUUUAUGGCGGCAUUCGCACCGGCACCACCGCAUCAUCUGCAACAUCAUCAGGCACCGCCGGCUCAUCAUCUGCAACAUCCACAUUCGCACGCAGCCGCGCAGCUGUUUGGCGCCCAGGCACCUCCACCUCCGCAAGGACCACCUCCUUCGCAGCAGCAGCAGCAGCAGCAGCAACAACAGCAGCAGCAGCAGCAACAGCAGCAGCAGCAGCAGCAGCAGCAGGGUCCUCCACAACCUCAGGACACCACUACGCACUUUGACGUACAGCAAUUGUUUCGCAGUCAGCCGCAGGGCGCAACACCGCAGCAGCUGCAGCUGCUGCAGCAGCAGCAGCAGCAGCAGCAGCAGCAGCAGCAACAGCAGCAGCAGCAGCAGCAGUACCUGGCGGCCUCGCAGGCGCAGCAGCAGCAACAACAGCAACAGCAGCAAAACUUCCCCACGGCGCCGUACACCGUCAUCAGCGGCCAAGAACCAUACGUGGGCGCGUUGAUAGCUGGUGCGCCGCCGCCGGUGGUACCGCAGUACUAUGGGGUCGGUCCCUGGGUCUACCCGGCAGGCCUUCUGCCCCAAGCACCACCACAGGCGGCCGCGCCACCGCCGCCAAGACGACCGCUUACACCCUCAUCGGCGGCAGCUGCGGCCGCGGCUGCGCAAGACACGGCGAACAACUUGGCACAGACGGUUCAAGGCCAGUAUCAGGUGAUACCGGCGUACUACGACCAGAACGGCUCUAUCGUCAUGGGAGGUAUGCGCGGCCUGAGCUCGGCAGCGACCCCCAUGAGAUUAGUUAGUCCCGCACCAGUUCUUGUGAACAGAGCACCGUCUCAACCGCCACCAGGCCCGCCGGCUCCACCACCAGCGAACCUGUAUUCACAACCGACCCCGACGUCACACAGCAACGCUACACCCGGUGAAUGUCUCGGUCUGGCAGCGUGCAGUGCAGCAGCGGUGGUCGCACAAGCCCAGGCGGUUGCGGUGCAACAGGCGCAGCAGCAAGGCUCGGGUCUAGCUGCGGGUUUAGCGGCUCUAGGAUACGGCGGGUCACCGCUCGGAGCGUUGGGUUCUCCGGCUCAACUGCAGAACUCAGGUUUAGGCCUUGGUGCAUCUUCGAGCGGCAGACGAGAUUCCUUUGAUAGAAACACUUCAGCCUUCAGCCCGAGCUUGGAAUAUAGCCGGGCGAAGUGGCCUCAGAGUUACGGCGCUCUCGGAACAGUAACCGCAUCGCCCAGUCCUUUGGGAUUGUCAUUAACACCGCCACCGACUCUGGGAGGAUCCCUGGGCGGUCUCGUUGGUGGCGCCAGUCGAGUGUCAGCUGCUCCAGGCGCGGAGGCCAAGUUCCGCGCGAGCGCAGUCCCCGCAUUGACGGCCAAUGGUGUCUUCGGUUCCAGCAGCUCUCUAUUCCCCAACCUCGUGGGCAAAUCUGGUCGCGGAGGUGCCGCUAAUAUCAGUGACAAAAAUGCUGGUGGAAGAUCGCGUCUGCUCGAAGAUUUUCGGAAUAAUCGAUUUCCAAGUCUCCAGUUACGUGAUUUAGCUAAUCACAUAGUGGAAUUCAGUCAGGAUCAACAUGGUUCACGAUUCAUUCAGCAGAAACUGGAACGUGCCUCAGCCAGCGAAAAACAGCUCGUCUUUCAGGAGAUUCUUUCCUCCGCAUAUUCUCUUAUGACUGAUGUUUUCGGAAAUUAUGUUAUUCAGAAGUUCUUCGAAUACGGCACUCCAGAACAGAAAUCUACUCUUGCUCAAAAGGUUCGUGGGCACGUGUUACCAUUAGCCCUCCAGAUGUACGGCUGCAGAGUGAUACAGAAAGCACUCGAGUCGAUCGGUCCGGAGCAACAACAGGAGAUUGUGCGUGAAUUGGACGGGCAUGUAUUAAAGUGCGUGAAAGAUCAGAAUGGGAACCACGUCGUCCAAAAGUGCAUCGAAUGCGUUGAGCCACGGGCUCUGCAGUUUGUGAUAGGCGCAUUCACUGGUCAAGUUUUCGCGUUGAGCACGCAUCCUUAUGGCUGUCGUGUGAUCCAACGUAUUCUUGAACAUUGUACUCCUGAGCAGACGCAGGGUAUCUUGCAGGAGCUGCAUGCCUCCACUGAUCAGCUCAUUCAGGAUCAGUACGGCAAUUACGUCAUUCAACACGUGUUAGAGCACGGAAAGCCGGAGGACAAGGCACAAUUAAUCAGCAGCGUCAGAGGCAAGGUACUCGCUCUUUCUCAGCAUAAAUUUGCGAGCAAUGUGGUUGAGAAAUGCGUGACUCACGCCACCAGGCAGGAGCGCGCUAUAUUAAUCGAAGAAGUCUGCGGCUUCAACGACAAUGCAUUGAACGUCAUGAUGAAGGACCAAUACGCCAAUUACGUUGUCCAGAAGAUGAUCGAUGUGGCAGAACCGGCGCAGCGUAAAGUACUGAUGCACAAGAUCCGCCCGCAUUUAGGCAGUCUGCGCAAGUACACCUACGGCAAGCACAUCAUUGUAAAACUAGAAAAGUUCUUCAUGAAGACCGCCUCGGCGAUGGGAGUGGCGGCACCAGCCGGUGGUUCGACGAGCGGUGGCAGCGAUCUCGGCCCGAUUGGGCCUCCCGCUUCCGCCGCUGGUCCGGUUUCUACGCAGACCCAGGCACCCACACAGGUUUUAUAAACGCGAUCUUCUCUCUGUCGCCAAAAGAAAACCAACAGAAAAUAGGAGAAAAACGAAAAGAGAAAAAGAACUCUAUAUAUAUUAUACAUACACGACUUCCGCACGUCACCAGACACGUUUGACCCUACUUUUACUUCUAAUGAAAUCUGUUGUUUCACCGUUACGAUCACUGUCGACGGAAAAACGACAAGUCUCCGUCGCUUUCUCGUUGGCCCGUAUUCUCUGGAAACGGAGAACAAAAGACGAAAAAGAAAAUGUUCGAAAGGAAGGCGAGAAAAAAUGACUCGGAUACACCGCUUCUGUGACGGGAGAAAUUCGCGCUAGUGUGUAAUUUUUCUUAUUUUUACAAUCGCGGUAAUCCACGACGACGACGACGACGUUUGUACAGUGGAGCGCGCCUCCUUGGUACUCGGGCAACGCGAGAUCGAUAACGGCAUAAACGGCGAGAGAGAGAAAGAGAGAGAGA
Messenger RNA from Harpegnathos saltator (Jerdon's jumping ant), 4660 nucleotides. RefSeq names its product pumilio (gene pum). Bases 373 to 4194 code for a protein of 1273 amino acids. Gene Ontology annotation, molecular function: mRNA 3'-UTR binding. Gene Ontology annotation, biological process: post-transcriptional regulation of gene expression. Gene Ontology annotation, cellular component: cytoplasm; nucleus. Lineage: Eukaryota; Metazoa; Arthropoda; Insecta; Hymenoptera; Formicidae. The transcript has 18 exons. The record is from RefSeq and is a predicted model, not a curated record.